Molecule: messenger RNA, 2165 nt
Organism: Amborella trichopoda
Lineage: Eukaryota; Viridiplantae; Streptophyta; Magnoliopsida; Amborellales; Amborellaceae
Source: RefSeq, a predicted model, not a curated record
UCUCAUCUACCUCCAUUCACAUCACAAGGAGGGAGGCACAACCACAAAUACUAAAUCACAGUCCUUUUCUUUAAAUGUAGAAUGCAUUCUAUUCCUUCCUCUUCUAUGGCUUCCUCUUCCACCUUUCACAACAUGAGAAGUUCUUGCAGCUAUGAAAUUGAGCCAAUGAGAGUAGGACUGCUGUUUCAAGCUCUACUGCUCUUUCUUCUUAACUUCUUCAAUUCUACAAACUCUGAUAAUUUUGGGUUCACUUUCUCAGGCUUCCAUAGGUCAAAUUUGAGCUUGAAUGGUGAUGCAGAGAUAAUACAGAGUGGAGCACUACAAUUGACAGACAAUUCUCUUCAAGUAAUUGGGCAUGCUUUCUAUCCUCACCCUAUAAGGUUCAAGAACACCUCAUCAGGCAAGGUUUCUUCUUUCUCCACUUAUUUUGUGUUUGCCAUUACUGGGCCGAUCUUCACCCCUGCUGCAGGCCUCGCUUUUGUGAUUUCCCCUUCGACCCAGUUUCCAGGAGCCAGGUAUGCCCAAUAUUUUGGCCUCUUUUAUAAAUCAAGCAAUGGCGACCCUCAAAACCAUGUCUUUGCAGUAGAAUUCGACACAGUUCAAAAUGUGGAGUUCGAUGACAAGAACGGCCAACAUGUAGGUAUUGAUCUUAAUAGCUUGACAUCCAAUGCGUCUGAGCUUUCAGCUUAUUACACAGAAGAAGGUCAUAACACACUUAAACAUGCAUUGGAUCUCACAAGUGAAGAGCCAAUUCAAGCAUGGAUAGAGUAUGAUGGAGUGGAGAAGUUGCUCAAUGUGACGUUAUCUCCUCUAGUGAUAUUGGAAGAAAUGGUCGAGAUUGAUCUCACUAUGAUCCUGCAAGAGUUCAUGUAUGUGGGUUUCUCUUCUAGCACGGGAAAUUGGUCCAGCUGCCAUUACAUUCUAGGCUGGAGCUCCAGAAUGAAUGACAGACCUCAAGAUUUAGAUCUCCGUCUUCUUCCUUCAUAUCCCAAGACUAGUAAAUCAUCAACAAGAGGGGACAAAGAGCUCAUAGGCAUCGGAGGCUUUGGCAAGCUUUACAAAGGAGUGUUGCAAACCUCAGGCUUACAAGUUGCAGUGAAGAGACUUGCAAACGAAUCAGAUCAAAGGCUGAAAGAAUUUUUAACUGAGAUCUCCAGCAUAGGGAAACUGCGCCAUAGGAAUCUAGUGCAACUCCAUGGAUGGUGCAAACAAAACGGUGAGUUCCUCAUAGUCUAUGACUACAUGCCAAAUGGAAGCCUAGACAAGCUCCUGUUUGAUGUUACUGGCCCAAUUUUGAGGUGGGAGCAACGACACAACAUCCUCGAGGGCGUGGCUUCCGCAUUAGUAUACCUUCAUGAACAGUGGGAACAAGUAAUUAUACAUAGAGAUGUGAAAGCCAGCAACGUAUUAUUAGACGCAGAUAUGAAUGGAAGGUUAGGGGACUUUGGCCUUGCUAGGCUAUAUGAGCAUGGUGACACUUCACAAACAACUCGAGUGGUUGGGACAUUAGGUUACAUGGCACCAGAGCUUGCUCGAAUCGGAAGAGCCACGACUGAGUCAGAUGUCUUCUCAUAUGGCGCACUUUUGUUAGAGGUGGCGUGUGGUCGUAAGCCUAUUGAGGUGCAAAGCUCUCCUCAGAAACUUGUGCUUGUUGAUUGGGUUUGGAAAUGCUUCAAGGCAGGAAGGAUCUUGGAUGUGUGUGAUCCUAGGCUUGGUGGUUGCUAUGUGGUAGAGGAGAUGGUAAUGGUGCUCAAGUUGGGCUUGUUGUGCUCACACCCAUUGCCUAGUUCUAGGCCAACCAUGAGGCAGGUUUUGCAAUAUUUAGGUGGAGACACUACCUUUCCUGACCCUUCUCCUAAUGAUAUGGUGGUGAGAAGCAAAGAAAUUGAUGAUGACUAUUUUUACUCAAAUCUUUCUUUCCAUGAUGAGUUCUCUGCUAGUUCAUCUGCAUGUGCUGAAAUUCUACUAUCUGGUGGCCGUUGAUGCAUCAUAUUCAAUCCACACUAUUUGCUGCCUCUUCCUUGUCCUAUACUUUCUUUUUUUUUCCUUUUUUCCCCCUUUUGUUGGUUGUGGUUGAAAUAUCCACUAGUUUUAUUACUUAGUUCAUAAGAAGGAUUGUCCUUGUUGUUCAAUUUUUAUGUAGCAAUGAAUGGACCAUUGGCAUC